AUGGACGAUCAUGAUUCCCUUGUUUCUCGCAUGUCUGAUAUGGAACAUCAGAUGGCUAUGUAUGAGAAACUAUUUCAAACAUUUAGUGCCAAGUUGGACCAUCAUUUUAAAAAAUAUGACAUGAUUAUCAAUUCUCAACAACAGCAAAUCUCGGCGCUUAAUAGCGUCUUGCAAAUGGUUUUGAAUGAUCAACAUCGAUAUGCAGGUAUUAUCAAGGAUAAAUUGCUGGAUUCACUUGCAGGUGUCACUGCAGCGUCACCGUCGCCUUCUGUAUUGGCACAACAACAAAUUUCGAAAGAGGAAAGACAUCAGAAUCGCGACAGACCGUAUAUGUACAUGUGUGAAUCUGGCUUGAACCAGAAUCCUGGUGAGCCGUUGCAAUAUUCCAAAGGCGUACAAUCAAUGUUCGACAAUAUCAUUUCGCCGCAGUCGCUUACCACCACGCCGAAUCAUCCUAAUAAUCCAACUUUUAAAGCGUUUCCUGCGGAUAUCACCAAAGAGUUUGUACCAGAUUUAGCGGAUAACAGUGACGCUUUACCUGAAGCCAGAAAUAAGCAUCGUACGGCAAGAGAAAAUACAGAACCCGAUACGACGGAUUUUGUAGCGUCUCAAAUUUUGGGCAAACGCGUUUUUGAAUCGGACCCCGCAACCAAUGCACCUCCACGUGGAUCGUCUCCAUCGUUGAUGUCUGAAUCUGGCCCUGUUGACACGUCUACUCACGUCGUACCGUCUUCCGACAAAACAGAUAUCAAAGAAGAAUCCUACUACACCUCGGGAGGUCAGAAAAGAAAAAGGAAAAUAUUCGCAGGCGAGUUUCGGUUUCUAUGCUCUCCGCAGUCCGUAAUGGAAGUUUGGAAGGAAUAUUCAGAGGGUUUUGCUGGUCAACCUUCGCUAAAAGAAAUGGAAUUAAUGUAUCAAACCGCGUGGAGACGCGAUCCAGGGAUGAGCAAGAAAUUUUUCCGACGGAAAGCACUAUGCAGGGCCAUAGAACGCGGACUCGCCGCGGGUUACUCUUUAAAAGAAGUCAUAGAGAUGCUCGAAACUCAUCGGAAGACUCACUGCAGCAAUGGCCAAAAACAACCCAUAGGUUGGCUUUGCAGGCAUUCCAACAUCCCAGAAAUGUUCAAAUGA
Molecule: messenger RNA, 1131 nt
Organism: Lachancea mirantina
Lineage: Eukaryota; Fungi; Ascomycota; Saccharomycetes; Saccharomycetales; Saccharomycetaceae
Source: the annotation of a GenBank genome assembly